Sceloporus undulatus (fence lizard) is the source of this 2018-nucleotide messenger RNA. It is a transcript of the gene TMEM263, whose product is annotated as transmembrane protein 263. Bases 140 to 487 code for a protein of 115 amino acids. Lineage: Eukaryota; Metazoa; Chordata; Lepidosauria; Squamata; Phrynosomatidae. The record is from RefSeq and is a predicted model, not a curated record. The transcript has 3 exons.
GAGGAGCGUCGGCGGGCGCCACGUCGGCAGGCAACGAAGCGGCACCAGAAGACAGAGAGAGGGAAGGGAAGAGGCUUCGGGAGGCUGUUGCUGCCCAGCAGGGACGGAGCCUGCCCUCCGAGGAGCCGGGGAGGCAACAAUGAACCAAACAGACAAAAAUGAAGAUGUCCCACCAUAUCUCAGUGAUCAGCCACCAGAAGAUUUGUUAAAAGAUCAUCCACAGCAACAGCCUGGUAUGCUUUCACGGGUGACUGGUGGCCUCUUCAGCAUAACCAAGGGAGCUGUUGGUGCCACAAUUGGUGGUGUAGCAUGGAUAGGAGGAAAAAGUUUCGAAGUGACCAAAACGGCAGUAACAGCUGUGCCUUCAAUGGGAGUAGGAUUGGUUAAAGGAAGUGUUUCUGCUGUGACAGGAGGCGUUACAGCUGUAGGAUCUGCUAUCUCAAGCAAAGUGCCUUUAACAGGGAAGAAAAAGGAUAAGUCUGACUAAGCAAGAGACUGAGACCUGUUUGUCAAGGACAUUGCCUGCAUGGCUUUGAAAUCUGCAAAUCUUUGGACUGCUACAAAGCCACAGGUUGCAAGACAUAUCUAGAAAGCUGUAUGAGUAACUUUCACCUCAAAGGGACAGAAGCAGCUUUGUUUCAAAGUGUCUAAAACAUUUUUUUUCAAGCAGUCAUCUGGUGAAAUGUUACACUUGAAACACAUGUAAUCAAGUGCACAGAUCUGAAGGGAUGGCUCCUGUUUAAAUAAUAAUUCACUGUAGAACUUUUUGCAGUCUAGAAACUAAAAAUGUGAAAUAAAAAUGGAAAAAGUAAUAAAGCAAAAGAUUAAGCACUUUGAAGUCCUAGUGGUUCCAACGGGAGGCAUUUUAAAUACAUGGUUAACUCUCCCUUUGAAAUCUGUUGAAUAUUAGAGUGCUUAUGUUUUGAGUAGAUUGCACCAGUAGUUGGUAGCCUCUGCAGUACUAUAAAUAUAUUGAUGUUCUAAGUACAAGUCUUUGGCUUCUGUAUUAUCUUGGACAAGGAAUCAUUGAACUGCCUGAAAGGUCUUCAUAUAGCUUUGCUUUUUGAAAAUAUUUUUAUACACUAAUUCUUUGAAUGGUGACUGCUGUCAUAAAGUGUGUGUGUGUGUGUGUGUAUAAAGACAUAUAUCAACAAAUCAUUCAUGCCUUAUAGUGAGAAACAAUCUAUUUUUACUUAGUGAAUCUAUAAGGAUUUUGUAAUGUCCCUCAUUUCAAUGCAGUCUAUGAAGAAGCUUUACACUAACAAAAAACAAAAACCUGUUGGUACCAACUGAAGAAAGACUGCUAAAUCUCAGGUGUAGCUUAUUGUUAUCUCCUUCUCACCUGCAAAAUGAAAGUCCCUUGUGCUGUUUGGUUGCAUAAAGUGAAAUAUAAGUCCAAAUUUACAGUCUGUACUAUAUAGAGUAAAAAUACUUCUUUGUGGGUUAUUCCCCCACCCACCUCACAAAAGAAAUGACUAAAAUCUGUUCCUUGAACACAGGGCAUAAAGCAGCAAGUGCUGUUCUUGCACAUCAUCUGUUUCAUUGUUAGGUGCUGAAUAUUUAGAGACUGUGAAGUAGCAGCGGUUAAGGAAUUAGACUUCUUAUCAUUUUCAGUAUGAGAACAUGAAGAACUUUCCAUUCAUUUAAUAGGCUUUGAAAAAAACAAAAUGCAACCCAACUGACAAUGAUGAUUUUUUUAAGAUAACUAGGUGAAAUGCAUAAAACUCAGUUUAACACAUACAUUUCCAAGGUUUUUUGAGCAAGAUGUGAAGUAUAAUAUCCUCUCUUGCCUCAGAUCUACAAUCCAUUAACUCCAAAGUAGUCCUGCUGAAAUUAGAGGGAUAUACUGUGGAAUAAAUGGAUUUAUGCCUUUAGAGAUUUCAUUCGGAAGCUCUUCAGCAUGUUCUUGUUGACUUUGUAGCAUUUUUGUACUUUGUAAAAGAUGGCUGAAGUUCACAUGAAUAUUCUGUAUGCAGUAUUUCCUAAAAUGUGUGUGUUAAAAUAAAAGGGAAGAAAAA